Leptidea sinapis is the source of this 1426-nucleotide messenger RNA. RefSeq lists its product as uncharacterized. The record is from RefSeq and is a predicted model, not a curated record. The coding region runs from base 1 to 1371 and encodes 456 amino acids. The transcript is spliced from 5 exons. Lineage: Eukaryota; Metazoa; Arthropoda; Insecta; Lepidoptera; Pieridae.
AUGAGUUACGAGGGCAAAACAUUCUCACUAAACAAAGCAAUCGAAGAGGAACAAAUCAAAUCAAGACACCGUGAGGGGUCACCAACAGAUAACGAAGCUACAACAUUUUCCCGUGGCAAAACCAUCGCAGAAAAUCGAAAUAGAAGAUCAAGACACCCUGAAGAAUCACUAGCAGCAACAUUCCUGAAUAUCCACAGGCCAAGAAUUACAGAUUAUAUAGACAGACAAGUAAAGAAAGCCACAAAGUACCGAAAAACAUAUCAAAUCGAAUCGCCCUUUAAGCCAAAACUAUCGAAAAGAUCACAAGCACUACAAAAUCUACGACUUCCCCAUAGAAGAAAUAAUGAAGACCUUAGGGACUAUGACAGUAUCAAUGAAAAUUAUAUGCCACUAUUUAGAAGCCUUAGUUUGCUUCUUGAUAAUAUUUUCAUCGACGAUUCGAGGGAGCCCGGUAUCAUCAGAAAUAAAUUUAAAAGGAAUCCAACUCGGGAAUCAAACGAAGUUGUUUGCAGCUGUUCCCCUAAGGCAAGUGAACAAUAUCCUUCAACAGAGUCGUAUGAAGAGACAGUUGUUCCCACCACGAUUAUCGGCAAAGAGAUCGAGAUUGAGGCCUUUACCCCUUCCCCGACUACCACCACGAAGACCCAUAGUCUUACCACUAAUAACAUCAGCAGUGUCGGACGGAAUACGAACGUAUCCGUAUUACCUACAGGAAAUACCAUUAGCUUUAGGCGAAACAUUCAUGGAGACAGUGAGAGAAGCAGCACCACACAUAUCAAAUACACUGAAAGACCUAUCACCGGGGAUAACGGAAAUCAUGAAUUCGAUUCCGGAGACGGAGUCCAUGAGCCCUAUACACAGAAUGAUGAAAACCAUCCCAACAGCAAUCCACGAAACGAUUCAAGUAGCCAUGAAUCCAGAGGAGGAAAGGGAAAUGGAAUCGAACCCUUUAGUGGAAAUGAAAUCUUCAAAAGCUCUAUUGAAUCCACUGAAAGCUUUCAAACAGACCUAUCUCAAUACAAAGGAACAGAUAAAUACCAAAAUAGAGGAAACAAGGCAGAGAGCACAUCUAUUCCAACAGAAUUUAGUACAGAAUUACAAGGAAGUGAUUCCAAACACACCAAUGAAGCCAUACCAGGACAUGAAAAAGACAGAAUUGAAGCAUAUUACACCAACGCUAAACAAGUCCAUAACAGAAAUAGCACAAAUAUCUCAGAAAAUAAAAAAAAUCGUGAAUCAAAUGAAACAAUGAAGAAGAAUAAAGAUUUACAGAAUGGGAAAGUUGUAAUCAUCUAUGAUGGAUAUAGUAUAGCAAGAGAUGUUAAUGGUGAAAAUAAAUUAUCUGAACAAGCUAUUCAAAUUCAUACAUAAACAACCGAUGAUUAGCCAUCAAUCUUUAAUGAUGAAAUAAGUAGCUUAUAAGAAA